Messenger RNA from Aspergillus glaucus CBS 516.65, 540 nucleotides. RefSeq lists its product as uncharacterized. The record is from RefSeq and is a predicted model, not a curated record. The transcript has 2 exons. NCBI's taxonomy places the organism in Eukaryota, Fungi, Ascomycota, Eurotiomycetes, Eurotiales, Aspergillaceae. The coding region runs from base 1 to 540 and encodes 179 amino acids.
AUGAACCCGUUCGAUGAGCUACUGAAGUUCCAUGAGGCGACACGCAAGGAAAUCUAUGAGCUGGAGGCAAAUGUCGAAAAGUGCAACAUCGAUCACAUGCUCCUCAAAUAUGACAGCGACAAGAUAGUGCAGGAUCUCAGGUUCACAGAGGCGUUUCUACGCGAUUCUUACAGGGACGAAGAUGGGAAGGAAUUGUUGCGAAAUGCGGAAUUCAAAGCAGAUAUUGUUGCGGAUGCAAAUAUCUACGUGUCUGGAUUUAGGAAGGAUAGAGAGAAGUUCACGUCCCUUUACAACCAAGAUCCGGAGACGGUUCUCCAGUAUCACCAAAAGGGCCUUCGUUAUGUCAUCCGUCUACUCGAAUACCAUGCCAACCUCCGUUUGCAUAGGCGCUACAUCACCCCAGAAGUCGAGGAGCAACAUUUCACUUUUAUACGCCUGUUGCUUCUGUCCGGCUUCCUGUCUGACAAGGAACUUGAGCUUCCGAUUAAGGAGCAUUCGUACGGAUAUUGGACAGCUGUGAGGGAUACUAUGGGCUGGUGA